GGUGGGUCCCCUCAUUGUGCAGCAGACAGUGAAGUUAGGUGUACAUAAACUCAUCUUAGGCAAGCAUCAGCAAGGCUUCUUUGCAAGGAGGUUCAGACAGAAAGGAGUUGCGGAAUAUUGCAUGGCAAACUGCAAAUGCACAGUGCUCGCAAUUCGUCGGCAGAGCAGAAGUCUGGGGGGAUACAUCGUCUUCGGCCAGAGAUCUCAAAAGUUUUGGUUCUUAGCCUAGCAACUGUUUACAGUCUCAGUCAUAGAUACAAAAAAGAGUAAAAUGCGCUACUCCAUAGUACCCUGUUUGUUUCAUGGAGUAUCAAAUCAAUUGCGGAUUGACGCCGACUAUGGUCCCAAGCAAGAUCAUACAAAGCGCUUUUCCCGCGUAAUGCGUGUGGGAAGAGCAGAGCGAAUGUAUGUCCGCGGUGCAAAGCACUUUUACGCAUUUGCCCCUCUGCUACCUGUGCUUUGUGCACAGUUGACCCCGCGGCUGAAUGGAGAUCAGCCGGAACCGUCAAGGGACAUGGUGGGGACCAUGGUCUCUCGAAGUGCCUUUUUUUUCCAGCUAGCGUAUGAGCAAAUGUAUAUCCGCCUUGCGAAGCACUUUUACUCGUUUGCCCCUAUGCUACCUGUGCUUCGCGCACAUUUGGCCCCCGACUGAGCCCAUCGAGGGACAUGGGACCGUGGUCUCAAAGCGCUUUUCCGGCU
Molecule: messenger RNA, 699 nt
Organism: Chara braunii
Lineage: Eukaryota; Viridiplantae; Streptophyta; Charophyceae; Charales; Characeae
Source: the annotation of a GenBank genome assembly